Orycteropus afer afer is the source of this 2920-nucleotide messenger RNA. It is a transcript of the gene NCSTN, whose product is annotated as nicastrin. Gene Ontology annotation, biological process: protein processing; Notch receptor processing. Gene Ontology annotation, cellular component: membrane. NCBI's taxonomy places the organism in Eukaryota, Metazoa, Chordata, Mammalia, Tubulidentata, Orycteropodidae. The record is from RefSeq and is a predicted model, not a curated record.
CGCCUCUAUACACGAACUUCCGGUCUAUGGAGCUCUGGGCCACAGAGAUGACGGGAGUGGUGUUCUAGAGAGGUUGCUACCCGAGUGGAGGGGAACAUAGGCUUCCGUUCAGCGAAAAAGCAAGAUGGCUACGGUUGGGGGCGGCUAUGAGGCAGUCCGGGGAAGUCAGGGUCUUCUACGCCUUCUGUCUUUCUGCGUCUUAUUGGCAGGUUUGUGCAGAGGAAAUUCAGUGGAGAGGAAGAUCUACAUCCCCUUAAAUAAAACAGCUCCAUGUGUCCGUCUGCUUAAUGCCACUCAUCAGAUUGGCUGCCAGUCUUCCAUUAGUGGGGACACAGGGGUUAUCCAUGUAGUGGAGAAAGAAGAAGACUUGCAAUGGGUGUUGACUGAUGGCCCCAACCCACCUUACAUGGUUCUGCUGGAGGGCAAGCUCUUUACCAGGACUCUGAUGGAGAAGCUAAAGGGGAGAACCGGGCGAAUUGCUGGUCUUGCAGUAUCCUUGGCUAAGCCCAGUCCCCCCGCAGGCUUCUCUCCGAGUGUGCAGUGCCCCAAUGAUGGGUUUGGUAUUUAUUCCAACUCCUAUGGGCCAGAGUUUGCUCACUGUAAAGCUGUACCAUGGAAUCCUCUGGGUGAUGGCUUGGCAUAUGAAGACUUUAAUUUCCCCAUCUUUCUGCUUGAAGAUGAAAAUGAAACCAAUGUCAUCAAGCAGUGCUAUCGAGAUCACAACUUGAGUCAGAAUGGCUCAGCACCAGCCUUCCCACUGUGUGCCAUGCAGCUUUUCUCACACAUGCAUGCUGUCAUCAGCACUGUCACCUGUAUGCGACGCAGCUCCAUCCAGAGCACCUUUAGCAUCAACCCAGAGAUUGUCUGUGACCCCCUGUCCAACUACAACGUAUGGAGCAUGCUUAAGCCUAUAAAUACAUCUGGGACAUUAGAGCCUGAUGACAGGGUUGUGGUUGCUGCCACCCGGCUGGACAGCCGUUCCUUUUUUUGGAAUGUGGCCCCAGGGGCUGAAAGUGCUGUUGCCUCCUUCGUCACCCAGCUGGCUGCAGCUGAAGCUUUGCAAAAGGCACCAAAUGUGACUUCCCUGCCCCGGAAUGUCAUGUUCGUCUUUUUCCAAGGGGAAACUUUUGACUACAUUGGCAGCUCAAGAAUGGUGUAUGAUAUGGAGAAGGGCAAGUUUCCUGUGAAGUUAGAGAACAUUGACUCAUUCGUGGAACUGGGACAGGUGGCCUUAAGGACUUCAUUAGAGCUCUGGAUGCACACAGACCCCAUGUCUCAGAAAAACGUGUCUGUAAGGGACCAGGUGGAGCACCUCCUGACCACACUGGAGAGCAGUGGUGCUGGAGUCCCUGCUGUUGUCCUCAAGAGGUUGAACCAGUCCCAGCCUCUCCCACCAUCGUCUCUGCAGCGAUUCCUUAGAGCUCAAAACAUCUCUGGUGUGGUUCUUGCUGAUCACUCUGCUGCCUUUCAUAACCACUAUUACCAGAGCAUUUACGACACUGCUGAGAACAUUAAUGUGAGCUACCCUGACUGGCUGAGCCCUGAAGAGUACCUGAACUUUGUGACAGACACUGCCAAGGCCCUGGCAGAUGUGGCCACGGUGCUGGGACGUGCACUAUACAAACUUGCAGGAGGAACUGCCUUCAUUGACACAGUUCAAGCUGAUCCCCAAACGGUUACCCGCCUGCUCUAUGGGUUCCUCAUUAGAGCCAACAACUCCUGGUUCCAGUCUAUCAUCAGGCAGGACCUGAAGCCCUACUUAGGUGAUGGGCCUCUUCAACAUUACAUCGCUGUCUCCAGCCCCACCAACACCACUUAUGUAGUACAGUAUGCGUUGGCAAAUUUGACUGGCACAGUGAUCAACCUUACCCGAGAACAAUGCCAGGAUCCAAGUAAAGUCCAAACUGAAAACAAGGAUCUGUAUGACUAUUCAUGGGUUCAGGGCCCUUUGAAUUCCAAUGAGACUGACCGGCUUCCCCAGUGUGUGCGUUCCACGGCACGACUGGCCAGGGCUUUGUCACCUGCCUUUGAAUUGAGGCAGUGGAGCUCUACUGAAUACUCUACAUGGACCGAGAGCCGCUGGAAAGAUAUCCGUGCCCGGAUAUUCCUGAUAGCCAGUAAAGAACUUGAGUUUAUCACCCUGAUGGUGGGCUUCGGCAUCCUCAUCUUCUCUCUCAUCGUUACCUACUGCAUCAAUGCCAAAGCUGAUGUCCUUUUCAUUACUCCCCGGGAGCCAGGAGCUGUGUCUUACUGAGGAGGACCCCAGCUUUUCUGGCCAGCUGUACAGUUCACAUCCUAUAUUAUUUGUCCUACUGGGACAUAAGCCACUAGUCUGUCACUGGAACUUCUCUGGGCCUGGCUCAGAUUGAGAUUGACAUAAAGGAAUAGAACUGUCCAAAAAAGAUAAACACGUCCUCUCCCCUAUACCUCCCCCUCCCCAUCUCCUUUAUUUCUUUCCUGCCCCUGCCAGAUUCUAGGACUACAAAUAGAAGCUUCUUGCUCUUUUUUACUCCCUAGGUGCCCCUAACUUAACCUUUUUGCAGGAUCCCUCUUCUGUUCUUUCCAUCCUGCUGUACUGUCCUCUGUUCCUCGCCCCAUUUCCUGCACCCAACCACCUUCUAUCCAGGAAGAAGGGCAUGAACGGUUGAAUGCCAGGAUCAUUGUAUCAAACUACAAGGAACCUCUGAGGAAGACAGGGGUGCUCUCUAGGUUGAGCCUGACAUCUCCCUGUCACCCUUCCUCCAGGCCCUCAGGUGGCACAUUAGGGUGGGCAUGCUGCUGGGUGGGUAUCCCACCUCCAGCCCACAGUGGUCAGUUGUACUUUUUAUUAAGCUGUAAUAUCUAUUUUUUGUUGUUUCCUUGUUUUCCUUUUUGUAAAUAUAUAAAUAACAAGUUCCCAUUAAAAUAUAUUGUCCCAUAC